AUGGGUGUUCGUGGGCUGUGGCCGCUCCUGGAGCCGGUGGGCCGGCGGAUCAGCAUCGAAGCGCUGCGAAACAAGCGGCUGGCAGUCGAUGCCUCCAUCUGGCUGUUCCAGUUCAUCCAGGCCAUGCGGGAUGAGCGCGGGGAGCUGAUACGCAACGCCCACGUGCUGGGCUUCUUCCGACGCAUCACAAAGCUGCUCUACCAUCGCAUCCGGCCCGUGUUUGUGUUUGAUGGCGCCACCCCGGCCCUCAAGAAGCAGACC
Messenger RNA from Chlorella variabilis, 261 nucleotides. RefSeq lists its product as hypothetical. The transcript has 3 exons. Gene Ontology annotation, cellular component: nucleus. Gene Ontology annotation, biological process: nucleotide-excision repair. The annotation marks the transcript as partial. Gene Ontology annotation, molecular function: DNA endonuclease activity; single-stranded DNA binding. NCBI's taxonomy places the organism in Eukaryota, Viridiplantae, Chlorophyta, Trebouxiophyceae, Chlorellales, Chlorellaceae. The record is from RefSeq and is a predicted model, not a curated record.